GAUGAUAAGGAUCUGGUCCAUGAGUUUGUGAUGGCAGAGGGUCUGACCUGUCUCAUCAAGGUUGGAGCAGAGGCCGACCAGAACUACCAGAAUUACAUCCUUAGAGCUCUGGGACAGAUCAUGCUGUAUGUGGAUGGGAUGAAUGGAGUCAUCUGUCACAUUGAGACCGUCCAGUGGCUCUACGCUCUCAUUGGCUCAAAGUUCCGCCUGGUGGUGAAGACUGCUCUGAAGUUGUUGCUGGUGUUUGUGGAAUACUCAGAGUCCAACGCCUCUCUACUUAUAGAGGCCGUCACUACUGUAGACACCAAGAGAGGUUGUAAGCAGUGGUCUAAUGCCAUGGAGAUCUUAGAUGAGAAGGAUGGAGUGGACACAGAGCUGCUGGUCUACGGUAUGACCCUCAUCAACAAGACCCUGUCAGCAUUACCUGACCAGGACUCCUUCUAUGACAUGGUGGAUGGGUUGGAGGACCAGAGGAUGGAGGCUGUAGCUAAGAGGUUCCUGGGGAGGAGAGGAACUGACCUGGACCUGAUGGAGCAACUCAAUAUCUACGAGGAUACACCUGCGACUCUACGUCAUGAGGAUGGCGAUGAUGAAUCUAAUCCGCCCACAGGGCUCUCUGGCCUCAAGGACCGCCGCCGCGCCAGCUUCGGGGACAAGAGGAGGGGCCUGGAGAGGAGGCGGAGCCGCAGAGCAUCUCUAGGGCGGUCUGGGAACGCCUCGCCCUGCAGCCCGUCCACUCAACACUCCGGGUUCCAACCCUUCAAGGGACAAGGAGGAGAAGACAUGAGCAAGAGAACUGGAGUUCAAAGUCCUGUCACACCAGCAAAUAAGUCUUCUCUGGGUGGUCUCCUCUCCUCCUCCUACAGACAGCAUCAGGAGUCCCUGUCGGCCGAGAGAGAGACGUCGUGCAGAGAGAGAGGAAAGACUGCAGAGGAUAGAGAGAGAGGAGAGGAACAAACACAGUCGAGACUAUGUGGACAAAAUGGAAGAGGCCAGGAUGGCACGGGAUGA
This is a messenger RNA of Oncorhynchus tshawytscha (Chinook salmon), 1011 nucleotides long. RefSeq names its product FH1/FH2 domain-containing protein 3-like. The transcript has 9 exons. Gene Ontology annotation, biological process: cardiac myofibril assembly; actin filament network formation; sarcomere organization. Gene Ontology annotation, cellular component: cytoplasm; cytoskeleton. The annotation marks the transcript as partial. Lineage: Eukaryota; Metazoa; Chordata; Actinopteri; Salmoniformes; Salmonidae. The record is from RefSeq and is a predicted model, not a curated record. Gene Ontology annotation, molecular function: actin filament binding.